This is a messenger RNA of Gopherus flavomarginatus (Mexican gopher tortoise), 6244 nucleotides long. RefSeq names its product zinc finger DHHC-type palmitoyltransferase 22 (gene ZDHHC22). NCBI's taxonomy places the organism in Eukaryota, Metazoa, Chordata, Testudines, Testudinidae. The coding region runs from base 379 to 1206 and encodes 275 amino acids. The transcript is spliced from 3 exons. Gene Ontology annotation, biological process: protein palmitoylation. The record is from RefSeq and is a predicted model, not a curated record. Gene Ontology annotation, molecular function: palmitoyltransferase activity. Gene Ontology annotation, cellular component: Golgi apparatus.
CCAGGUGCCGGGGCCCGGCGGCACACAACACUCUGGCUGGUGCUGCAGGGACAGCUGCCUCCAGUGCCGCGGCUCCCAGGAGGGCUCCUGCCAGAGGCACUGAAGGGACAGCUCCCUAUUUCCUGCUGGGGGUGCUGAAGGGACAGCUCCCCACUCAGCACAGGGCGGUUCCUGCUGGGGGUGCUGAAGGGACAGCUCCCCAUUGAGCCGCCUGCGGCUGUUGCGAGAGGGCUGCAAGGGGGAAGCUCCUCGAGCCUCUGCUGUUCACACCGCGGCUGCUGCUAAGCCAGCGGCUGGCCUCGAAGGGCCACCAGCUUCUUCCCAGCUCCCCUGGACUCCGGCCACAGCAGAUCCAGGCAGCCAGGAAUGUAAUCCACAAUGCUAGUUCUCAGGGUGCUCAAUGUUGCUGCUCCAGCCUACUUCCUGUGCAUCUCCUUAGUGACCUUCGUCCUCCAGCUCUUUCUCUUCAUCCCCAGCAUGUUCAAAGACCCUUCCACCACCCCACUUUUCUCUCCUGCUCUGCUGCAUGGGGCCCUGUUCCUCUUCCUCUCAGCUAAUGCCCUGGGGAACUACAUCCUUGUGAUACAGAACUCCCCUGAGGACCUGGGCAAGUGCCUGAACUCGGGCAGAGGAGCCGAAGUGGUGGCGGACCAGCCGGACGGAAGCAGGUCCCCUUGCUCAGCCUUGCCCAGCACCCACUUCUGUAGACUGUGUGCCAGAGUCACCCAAAGGCAUGACCACCACUGUUUCUUCACAGGGAACUGCAUCGGGAGCAGGAACAUGCGGAACUUCAUCAUGUUCUGCCUCUACACCUCCUUGGCUUGUCUCGACUCCCUGGUGGCAGGGGUGGCUUACAUUUCUGCAGUGCUCUCUAUGUCCUUUGCAAACCCACUGGCCUUCCUCACCCUCCUGCCUCACUCCAUCAGCCAAUUCUUCUCAGGAGCUCUCCUUAGCUCUGAAAUGUUUGUCAUUCUCAUGCUGUACCUCUGGCUUGGAAUUGGACUUGCCUGUGCUGGCUUCUGUUCCCACCAGAUACUGUUGAUUUUACGAGGGCAAACUCGCUACCAGGUGCGGAAGGGGAUGGUGGGAAGAGCCCGGCCCUGGAGGAAGAACCUGCAGGAUGUCUUUGGGAAGAGGUGGCUAAUAGGACUUCUCAUUCCUAUGCUAAACGUGGGAAGUGACUAUCACAGGCAUAAAGACAAGUAACUCUCCACAACACACACACACAGAUAUACCCCUACUUUCUCAUACUCUGCUACAACAUGGCAAAGUUGGGAUAGUCCCCCUCUCAGUAGUGCAGACUCUGUGGGGGAGGGAUUGGCUAGCAAACUGAACAGGCAUAAGGGAUUGUCUUUCUGUUCUGUGCUUGUACAGUGCCUAGCACAAUGGGGUCCGCAUCCAUGACUAGGGCUCCUAGCUGCUAUGUUAAUACAAAUAAUAAAUAUUAAUAAGGAGAUCACAAACCAUGUAGAUGAAGAGAUACGGCCGCUUUGUAGACACAUCACUGCACCUGUAUACAAGGCAACAGUCUCUGUACUAUUAGAAAACGAAUAUUCAAAUCCUCCUUUAGGCGCCUUUCUCACUCUUUUAUCUCCCCUCUGUCUCUUGCUCUCUCUCUCUUAUUUAAUCUAUGCCUUCUCCCACAACUGGCAGCAGGAUCCUUCUCCAACUAGCUGAUAGCCUAUGCUAUCAUGACUAGAUUGUAAGCAAAGUAUAUGUUCCUGGGGGGGGGGGGGUUUCCAAGUUGGAGCUUUAUGAAGCAUAAAGUGACCUGAGACAGAAAGAAGCAUUUAACAAUAAAACUGUAGUGCAGCCAAACCCUCUAGGAAGAGGCUGCUAGGAAGGCAGAGAGAGUCUAGUCUCCAUAGACUAGAAAUUAGGGAUGGAAAGGACUUAUUAGGUCUCUUGAUCUCCAAUUAUUCUUGAUCUCUUCCCUUCGUAGGUGUAUGAAGGGAUAGCAGCUAAUAGACUGACCACGAGGCCUGUCAGGAUUGCAGCUCUUUUGGCUGCUUCUCAGAGUAUUUCUUCUUCAACUCCCCACCUCCAACCCUUGCCUUAUGACACAGUCCAUGGCACAAUUGUCUAUCUGGCUCCAACGACCAGCAAGCAGAUCUAAUAAUGGACCUUGGAUCAAAUAAGGCAGAGAUACAAGGAAAGAAAACUGUGAGCAUGAAUGGAAAAGAUGCAUUUGAGAGUUGGGCUGUGUGUGACAGCGGUAGGCUGGGGGUGACUUGUGUGAGUGAGUGACAGAAAGUGCAAGCACACAGACUGGCCUGGCAGGAUAGUGUAAGUGGCAGCACUUAAAUGUACAUCCUGAUGUAGCACACAGUCAAAGAUGGUUCUUCCAUGUUGAGUGGUGGACAGAGUUCAGACCUCACUGGAAGACAAUGGGGUUCUCCAAAGACACUUUGCUAUAAUUUUGUAGUAGUAUUAAAAAUUAACAAAAUUAUUACCUCAAACAUUCCUGCCAUACCUUUACCAUAGACUCUUCAGAGGUUCUCAAACUGGGUGGGGGGAGCAUGAGAAGCUUUAGGGAAAAAAUUACUGCACAUAUUCAGAGCUGGGUGGCCAGAGAGUGGUGGCCAUACCAUAUCAUGCCAUCCUUACUUCUGCGCUACUGCUGGCAGUGGUGCUGUCUUCAGAGCUGGGUGCCUGGCCAGCAGCUGCCACUCUCCACUCUGCCUUCAGAGCUGGGCAGUCAAAAAGUGGCAGCUGCUGGCCAGGUGCUGGUGGGGGGAAGGUCAAGUAAAUUACAACAGACACAAAGAAGGGGGGGGGGGGUGCGAUUAAGUUUGAGAACAAAUGCUUUAGGACAUUUCCUCCAGGUAUAGUGGAGUACAUUCAUCAUGCUGUUUCUCCAACAAAGAAAUUAACGGAGUUACUAUUGCGAUUAAUCAGCCCAGAAUGUCAGUAUGUCCUGCUGCAGCAAACCCCAUCAUAUCAGUGCUGAGACACCAUGCUGAUAGGUGCCUUAAAAAAAGACACUACCACAUUUCAAAAAUUAUCACAGUUCUUUAUUCCCAGGGGCUUAUUAUAAUGAGAAGAAGCCUCUGCUAUGGUCAUGUUUGCAUCAGCCAGUGUGGCCUGGAUGGGAAUCCACUACUUCUCUUAAUAGACUGGAGGGACCACUAUUAAGCAAUGAAAGCCGUAUUUCUUUCUUGAACACCACUCUUAAUCUACCCUGGGGGAGGAGCAUAAUACCCUGCUAUCAAAGUUGUGUUUCUCCCAUAGCAGUGCACAGCUGUCAUUCCUACAGACUUUAGAACUGGCUCUCAGACAGCUCUAGCAUGAUCCCAGAGUGUACACAAAUAACAGACACAGUACAUUGUGAUGAGCUGCGUGACCUUGAGAAUAUACUGCAGAAAUAACUAGCUGUGUAGGUAGAACACACAUAAACAAUACUCUUUCCACAUUGAAUGUGUGUUCGCAUGAACACACCAGUAUUAACAUGUAUAGUAUGCUGUAUUUUCACUAACAGACAACAAUAAAUUGUUUUGAUUUUUUAAGUUAUCUUCUAGAUGUUGUGAUCUUUAACUGCUCUUUUGUUCUAUUUGUGUGUGUGGACAUGUAUGUGUAUAACAGCAUGUUUAGCCAUCUUAUAUGUACAGUAGGAAGAAAUUAGGAGUCAGGUCUUCUGGGUUCUUUUCCUGGCUCUGCCACUAAUUCACUGUGUGACCUUGGGCAAGCCACUUCAUCUCUCUACUUUAGUCACCCCUUCUGAAAAUGGAUCUAAUAACAUAGGAAGGUUGUGAUGUUUAAUUUGCGUUUGUAAAGUGUUAGGAAGUCCUCAGACAAAAUGUGCUAGAGAAAUGUUACUAUUAUUAUUAUCCACAGACUGCUUGUCCAAGUGAAUUACUACAUACAAGUACCUAUACAACAGAAGAGUUCACCUUGACAGUAUCUCAACUAGGAAAUGAAUUGUUUCUGACAGUCCCCUUGUUAUUGGAUUGUGAGGAAGCACUUUGCACUGUAUGCCUGGCCUUAGAAGUAUUCCCAGGAUUAUUCUUAUUCCACAGUCUAGCUGAUCCAACUUCCUCUUCUCAUCACUGAUUCUAUGUUUUAUUCCUAAAGGGGACAGACUUGCAAGACUUCAGCCAGUAGCUUUUCUGUGUCAGCACAAAUUAUGAAAUUAUGUUGUGGAAUUCUCAUCCUCUGCAUGUACCAUUUUAUUGGCACUGUCAGUUUGGUCAAUUCCUGCUAUUCACUGCCUGAAGGCAUGUUACCUCAGACUGUCAUCUCACCAGGUAUCACAUACUAAGAAGGGUGGGGCCAGCUCAGUACUUGGAAGGGGGACUCUUCCAAGGAAAACCCAGAUAUUACACAAAGUAAUGCUAGUGAUUCAGUAAAAAUCACUUUUCUCUCCAAGUCAGUAACCAGUGCCCCAGCCUGAUGCUAGAGACAGCUAUGCUGACAGAAGGUCCUGACCAUUUCAGUCAUAACAAAUUUCCAAAUUUUUAACAAGUGUUAAUCCUGGUAUCAUAGCCAAAUUGCAGUAUGGGGAACUUUAUUGUGACUCCCUAAAAUUCCUCCUGCAAUUUCAGUUAUUCCUCACUUCCUGACCUAAAUUGAUGUGUUGGGUUAAUGUGGGCUCUUAAAUAGCUUUUCUGAACCAUGCUACAGCUGCCUGCAUUUUAGUGGUACUGAAGUGACUUCUGCUUGUAUAUCUUCUUGCAAUUAAUGUCUUUUGGAAUGAAAGGCACUAUAGAAAUGUAACAUUAUUGUGGUAUUGUAUGUUGGCUUAUUGCUCUGCUCUCCUCCCAACUCUGUGAACUGCAACAUCCAAAAUCUAAGAGUGGUGAGUCCCUUGGGAGCAGCAUAUGUCAAAGCUUCUCACUUAUCCAACCACCUAGACAUCUCUUCUAUAUGGUACCUAAGGUUUCAUCAAAAUCCCAGAGGGAAAAGAACCCAAAUUUUAACAACUCCAACCAGAACCUUUGCUCCUGGCUGAGACUUGGCAAAUUAGGUCCAAGCCCAAGAGCAACAUAGUUACUUUCAAUAAAUUCUCAGGAAAUCAGUUUGAUGGUUCUAAAGUUUGAUAAAAGUAAAGAAAAAAACUCUUCCCAUUUUCAGCUUUUGGAAGCUUUUUCUUAAUGUUCAGAAUAACAAUAACAACAAUUAUAAUAAUAUAAACACAUUUUGCAAAGUGAUGGUUUCUAACAGUGGCUAACUGCUUCUACUAUUUUGAAAACUAAAUAUUAAGGGCUUAGUCAUGUUUGAAAGCCCAGCAUUGUGCUGAGAGUGGUGUGAAGGUGGAGUGCACCAUAUGAUUCUCCAGGGGUUAGGGGGUAUUAGAUGCUGCUCUCUGAGUCCAGUCAGGUGUGCUUUAUUGGCUGGUACAGGGUGAGGGAAGCUGAUUCAUGGCUCCAUGUCUUGCACCCUCUUUGUUGGCUGUGAACAUGUAUGGGGACCAGGCACAUUCUGACCCUUAAUAUGGUUUAAGAUACUGACUUUGAAAAGCGGCUAUUUCAAAAAAUGGUGAUUUCGCUGAAGUCUGAAAAAGUCCUAGAAAUGACAGUUGAGACUAAACCAAAUGAAAGCUUGCAGUGCAAUGUCAUUGUCAGAGAAGACGAGCAGCCAUCUUCUGCACUUGGCCACCAUAAGCUGGAAGUGAGGACAGCACGUAGCAAGAAAGAAUUUGGCCUUGCUUAGGCCAACAAAAACAUUUGCACAGGUGCAGUGUUACUAACAGGGGUAGACAAAGUGACAGAUUCAUGAGAAUAAAAAGGGAGCAUGAAUAACUGGUUUUGAGUCUGAGUGUCUGUAAUUAUAAGUUUCUUGCUGGAGUUGCUUUACUGAUAAGUAGAAAGUAUGAGCUUUUUUGCUGUUGGUAUGGAAACAGUCAGUCCAUUAGGGGUUUCUUUGAGUUUUGCUUUGUUUUGAGUUACCUAUAAAAGAGUUUAGUUAGCGUGGAGAAGCCUGGAAGAAGUUCUUUUAAGAGGAUUUCUAUGAGCUUGGAGCCUGACUGCUACCUCCCCACUGGCUAGGAGGGAAGCCGGCCACCAGAACCCUGCUGCUGACACUCAACACCAUCUCAGACUUUGGGUAACUAUAUUUUGGAGUGCUCUAAACUAUUGUGAUUUUAGAGGUACUCAAGAAAAACAAGGAUUUUUAGGUGGAAGCACUCUUGUGUGUGCCAAUCAGAUGGAGGUGCUGUAUCCCCCAUUGAUUUAUUUCCUGACACCACCUGAAAAACAGAGACUAGUUACCACAGCUUUCAGUUCAUUUAACCCUGGGUAACACCUCA